Molecule: messenger RNA, 2447 nt
Organism: Drosophila biarmipes
Lineage: Eukaryota; Metazoa; Arthropoda; Insecta; Diptera; Drosophilidae
Exons: 1
Coding region: 93-2324 (743 amino acids)
Source: RefSeq, a predicted model, not a curated record
GCUUCCAUUUUUUAAACACAGUUGACAAAGGAUUCUACAGUUUUUAUAACAUUCAAAGCUAACAUACAAAAUACCCAAAACUUCAUCUGAAAAUGGAAAACGAGAGAAGAAGUUCACAUUCGCUGGGGGCGGAAUGCAAUACGUUUCUAACGGACUCCAUGUUCACCAACAAAACCGCAGGUUCCGAGAACCUUUCCAAAUUCACACUGGCCAACAUGGUGACACUACCGUCAUCCUUGUCGCAGCCCACAACUCGGUCGAUUGCGCAGUCGCAGCUGAACGCCACCUCGCCCAUGGGCAAGUACACGGAGCGCAUGGUGGAGGAGAUCCUGAACGAGAUCUUCCAGGAGCGACGCGGCGAGUUCCCGGAGACCUCCUCCUCCUGCCACAUGGCCGAGAAGCCGUGGCCGAGCGAGGAGCACGAGCCACACGUGGACAAACGCCUCCGCUACUGGAAGGACGUGCUGCAGCAGCGCAGGAAGAUGCAGCAGCGCGUGCAGCGGGAGACGGGAAAGCUGGCCAGCGAGGUGCUCUUCAACCGCCGCUCCACGCUGGACAACCGCGAUGGGGAGACGGUGAAGCGGCUCCUGGACUAUGCAGAUCGCAUGGAGUGCGAACGCCUGAUGGGUGCUCCAGUGGCCAAACUGGGCGACCGCCAGGAUCCGUGCACCUGCCAGGUGAUUCCCGGACUGGAGGCCACGCCACCACAGGCAGAAAAGCGCGGCUACAAGGAUGUCGAGAUCAUUGGUCUGCCCGAAGUUAGCAAGCGCGAGCUGCUGGGCAGGGAUGCCUUGGAGCAAAAGCCUCCAACCGGCUGGCUGCAAUCGGAGUUCUUAGACGAACGGCUGGAGCAGAAGUUUCCGGCCAUCCAAAAUGUGGUCGAGUACUUUCCCGACGUGAAUGCCCUGCAGAUUAAGGGCAAGGCUAUCAGGAAGCUCAAAAAGUCCCCAGAUACAGUCCUUAUGGAGGUGGAAUCUCUUCACACGGUGACCAACAGCGACAGCCCGCUAAUUUGCUCCGAGGAGUGCAUCUGCGAGUCCUGUGGCGCCACGGAGGAGGAAUCCACGGAGGCUCAGGCUCCGCCUGUCGUACCUGAAGUGGGACUACGGGUCAACGGGGUGGACUACGUACCAGGUGAGGGAACCAGUGACGGAAUCAAAGCUUGCUACGAGGUCCACAGCCGGUUUACGUGUGAUCCAUUCCGGCGAAGACUUAAGCAAGUCCUGAAGCUCACUAACAUUGGCCAGCAGACGAUCUCCUUCACCUGGAAACAGAGCACUUACUACUACAACAGAGGAUCACUUCUCCUUGCCAGGGACAACGAGUUCCACUUCGACCUGGAUGGCUUCCGGCUGGCGCACGGCGAGAGUCGGGACGUGGCCGUGCUGUAUCAGCCACGCAAGGUGGCCAUGACCAUGGAGCUGUGGUUGCUCCAGGUGGAACCGCGUAUCUUCUGCGGCCGCCAGGAAUCGCUGCUGCUACGCCUGCAUGGACGCUGCUCCCCGCCGGCGGACUACAUGGCCAAGCUACUGGAGUGCCAGUGCGCCUGCAUCUGCAAGUCGGAUGCGGUGGCCAUAGGCAAGCUGACCACACAUCUGGGUGCAUUAGCUCCCUUGGUAGUGCCUCCUCCGGCUUGCUGUCCCUACGACCGGCCGCUGGACGAUCGAGAGGCGUUUAAUGCCCUCAAUACGGGAUACAAUUGCGUCCGCUUCGAUGACCUGGAGGUGCUACGUGCCUUCCAUCAUCGUUUGAAAAAGCCAAGGGAGCCACUGUGGGACCUUCGCAUUUCCACGAUCAAGGACUACAUUUUGCGGGUGGAGAGUGUGUUGGAGCGGGAGCAAAUCUUCGCCGAAUUUACCGAUCUCCUCUCGCCUCUGCUGGGAGGGGCAUCCUCUUCGAUCACCGCCUCCUCCCAGCGGGAUGAUCAGAAGCAACGUUCUCGGCUCAUCUAUGUGCGUGGUGUGAUCUGCAACGGAAUCGCCGAGUGGGAGGAUCUCAUGUACAAUGUGCAGGAUUCCUUUUUCAAGCCGGAGUUGCAGCGUUACUACCACAGUUUGCUCGGCGAAUCGGAAGAGGGCGACCAAGAAUCAGAUGAAGAGGAGCCCCACCAGCCAAAGCCCAUGACGCCCAUCGACAAGGAGAAGCUCAUGGAAAUUAUCGGGGAAACGGAGUUGGACGAGGAAAAGAUCCGGGUGGCAGUGAUGCGAAGCUUAUACAAGUCGAAGUACUUCCGGGAUUCUCUCUAUAUCCAAACUUACUCUCAUCUGUGCAAUAUGGCCGAGGACAUUGUGUCCGUCAUCGAGAGCACAGAAGUAGUGCCAUAGUUUGGUGGUUUCGGGAAGAACUAGAAGUCUAACCGUGUUUUGAGAUGAGCAUGCACAAAUCAAUUGUUUUCGUAUUACAUCAAGUUUCCUUUCUAAACAGUAAAAUCCGCCUUUUGAUUAGAC